Molecule: messenger RNA, 1279 nt
Organism: Trypanosoma cruzi
Lineage: Eukaryota; Euglenozoa; Kinetoplastea; Trypanosomatida; Trypanosomatidae
Product: dispersed gene family protein 1 (DGF-1), putative
Exons: 1
Source: RefSeq, a predicted model, not a curated record
UCGUCAACGUGACCUUCACUGCCGCGAUUGUGCUGACCCUGUCGUAUUUGACGCAUCACACCAUACACUAAACAUCACGCUGCUUCAUUGCGUCCUCAUGAGCAUGCUGAUUAAGGGAAGUGGUGCGCGCGUGCACGUGAACGUGACAUCCUCGAUGAUGGAUUCUGGUGAGCUGGAGUUCAGGGGUGAUUUUGGAGCGAGCUCCCAGAUACUGGUGGCGGGCAGUACGAUUGUGACGACGUCGGACCACGCCAUUUUAUUUGUGAAGUUUACUCUCAGUGCGAAAAUGACGCUGCUGCUACUUGACAACUACAUCGAGGGGAAUAGGCACGCAGUCUAUUUCAUCAAUGAUGUUGUUGUUGAUGGUGGCGGGAUCAUUGUGAAGGGAAAUACGCUGAGUACAACGAAGGAUGAUGACGGUGUGGAAUCAUCUGUUUGCGUUAAUGCUGUUGCUGUGAAGAACGGCGGCUACUUUGACGUGGAGAACAACACGAUGGGCUCGGCUGUUGGCGUCAUUCUUUUUGGGGAUACUACCGUGAGCUCCGCGGGGCUGCUGCGAGUGGCGGACUGCACCUUCGUUGGCGGGACGGAAAUUUUUGAUCCCGCGCUGGUGUAUUUGUCUGGCUCGGUGACACUCGAGGGUGGUGCGCAGUGGCGUGUGGAGGGAAACAGCGUGGGUGCAGCCUCAGUAUUAACCAUUCAGUAUUCCUGGCAAAGAAUUUAUUUGUCGGGCAGCGGCACCACUGUGGCGCUUGCAAAAAACCGUCAGGUGGAAGGAAACGCACUCUUCGCCAAGCUCUUUAAAUCGAACACGAUUGUUGAGUCACCCGCGCGCUUUGUCGUUGGGUGCAACCUGCAGGGUGAUGAGGAGGUGUCGUACGACGGCGUGUUUCCGGAGGGCGUGGAGGUGUUCAGGUGCGGCACAUGCGACGACGACGCGGCGUGCUACAUGCCCGGGACGGAGUUGGUGGACCGCAGCUCGUGCUCGUGCAGCUGCAAGGACGGAUGGCAUGGCGCGUCGUGUCUUCCCCUCGAGGUGCCCGACGCGGUUGUGCCGCCCGCAGCGGAGAGAGCCGUCGACGGCGACACGAGCUGCGUGGUGAACCAGACGCUGAAGAACCUCACGCUGAAAAUGUGGAAGACGCACCACUGCUACGCGGGUGUGACAUUCAGCGGCAUGGGUGCCGUGCUGACGUUCUUUCUCAACAGCAUGCCGCUGCAUCUCCCCAUCAACAUCACGCUCACUGGGUGCACAUUCCGUGAGGGUGCCGCCCUGCAG